Messenger RNA from Fusarium musae, 627 nucleotides. RefSeq lists its product as uncharacterized. The record is from RefSeq and is a predicted model, not a curated record. The transcript has a single exon. The coding region runs from base 1 to 627 and encodes 208 amino acids. NCBI's taxonomy places the organism in Eukaryota, Fungi, Ascomycota, Sordariomycetes, Hypocreales, Nectriaceae.
AUGCCGACUAUGCUUGGUCUCACCAACGAUCGCUCACCUCACGGGCUUAACGCAGAAGAAAGUAAAUUUGGUGGCCCCUCCAGCCAAAGAGGCAUGGAACUUACCCCGCGCCAACAAAAUGGUAGCAUUGUAUCCGGCAUCGAAGGCUCCGACUUCUUCAACGGUGGUGGCAAGCAAAAGGAACACGACGCAGAUGAGGAAUCAGAUGAGGAGAACCUCAAAACCAUCAAAGGCCGUAACCUCUCCGCCGUCAAGGAGAUGGAGACCCUUCUCUGGCGUGCCCUCUGCGAUAAGCCCAAGACUGCCCUCAAAUACAUCGCCAAGGACGCCGUCAUGUCGAACCGCUUCCUCUUCGGCGACCCUGUCCCCCGGACCGCUGACUCUGAUCCUUCUCUAGAGGAAGAGAUCAAGCACUGUGAGGAGUGGCUCGCCUACAAGAUGCACGACCCCCAGCCCGUCGAGAUUGGUCUCAUGGCGGCUGCCAUUGGCUACAAGCUCAUCCUCUUCCGCCAACUUGACCAAGGAGAUGGCAACUUUGGCAUGCAGACCGUUCAGGCUACAUGUUCUAGCUCCUGGAGGCAACUUGCUAGUGGCGACUGGGAGCUCACUAGUAUGUUUGCUGGUUAA